Taeniopygia guttata (zebra finch) is the source of this 2940-nucleotide messenger RNA. RefSeq names its product amine oxidase copper containing 2 (gene AOC2). Gene Ontology annotation, biological process: amine metabolic process. Gene Ontology annotation, molecular function: copper ion binding; primary methylamine oxidase activity; quinone binding. Gene Ontology annotation, cellular component: plasma membrane. NCBI's taxonomy places the organism in Eukaryota, Metazoa, Chordata, Aves, Passeriformes, Estrildidae. The record is from RefSeq and is a predicted model, not a curated record.
GCGCAUCCUGGGAGACAAUGAAAGAAACAAAGGCCCCUGGGACAGAUGAGACUGGGGCUCUUUGUGGUGUCACCUUGCAGCAGAGAGACCCAUCAGUAGCCUGGUGAAUGAGCCAGGCACUGGCUGCCAGGCUGGCUCCUUUGGUGCAUCUGGGGUGGGGAGAAAACAAGCCAAACUGGCUGGGGCCUGUGAUCUCCUCUCAGAGACCCACGGGACCUGCAAGUUCCCUCCCCACCUCACAAGCGUUGCCAUUACACCCACAGUUGCAAAUGAAUAAAGAGCCGGUCUGCAGGUGAGGGACGUGCUCUGGAUCCUUCAGCCGCACUGAGUGCUGUCACUGUGCUCGGCGUGAUGAACCCCAGACUUCCCUACGUCCUCCUGGUCGGGGCCGCAGUGAUAAUCUUCAUCCUCUCCUGCAUGCUGCUGAGCAGGGGUGGGCGAUCACCCAGCUGUGAGUCCCAGCCCAGGGCUGAGGAGAAGACAGGAUCCAUGAGCCAGAGCCUGGUGUUUGCUGACCUGACAGCGGAGGAGAUGUCCCAGGUGGUGCGGUACCUGCAGGGACACCUCGGGGUGCCGCUGGUGGACGCCUCCCGUGCCAAACCCUCGGACAACUGCAUCGCCUCCGUGGAUCUGCAGGUGCCCGCCAAGGCAGAGGUGCUGCGGUUCCUGGACGGCGGCGGGGCUCGUCCCCCCCGGGAGGCUCUGGCUGUGCUGUACUUUGGGAAGCAGCCAGAGCCCAACAUCAGCGAGUACGUGGUGGGGCCGCUGCCGGGGCCGGCGUACCACCGAGACGUGACGGUGCAGAAGUACGGGGGGAAGGUGCCCUACCACCGCAGACCGGCGCUGCGCAGCGAGUACGAGCAGCUGCGAGCGUUCCUGGAGACGAAGGCAUUUGCUGCAGCACCAACCUUCCUGCAAGAAGUCCUUGAGUAUGACGGAACCAACGUGGCAUUUCAGAGCACAGUCCCUCAUGGAUUCAAGUCUGGAGAUCGGGUGACCUGGUUUGUCCUGUUUCAGAACGUGAGUGGGUUCUUUGUGCACCCGGUGGGGCUGGAGGUGCUGGUGGACCACAGCAGCCUGGACAUGUCGCAGUGGGCGGUGAGCAGGGUGUUCUACAACGGGCAGUACUACAGGGACAUGGUGCAGCUGGAGAGUGCCUACGUGCAGGGCCGGAUCAGCGUGGAGAAGGUGAGGAAGGCGCCGUGGGACGGGGACUUCUCGUCCAUGAGGCCCCGAGCGGCCGCGGUGGCGCAGUUCCCGGUGCAGUUGGAGCCGCAGGGUCCCCGCUACAGCGUCAGGAACAACCAGGUGCUGUUCCAGGGCUGGAGCUUUGCCUUUGGGAUGAGCGUGAGCACAGGCCUGCGGCUGUUUGACAUCCGACACAAGGGGGAGAGGGUUGCCUAUGAGAUCGGUGUGCAGGAGGCGCUGUCCGUGUACGGCUCCAACUGCCCGGGAGGGAUGUCCACGCGCUACAUGGACGGCAGCUUCGGCCUGGGCCGCUACGCCUCGCCCCUGGUGCGAGGGCUGGACUGCCCCUACCUGGCCACCUACGUGGACACACACUCUCUGUCUGACAGCCUGAGGCCCAAGAAGAGGAAGGCUUCGCUCUGCAUCUUUGAGCAGAACCUGGGCUCCCCUCUGAGGCGCCACUACUCCAACUUGGAGGCGCUCUACUACGGGGGGCUGGUCAACUCCGCUCUGGUCAUUCGGUCCAUCGUCACCGUGGGCAACUACGACUACGUCUGGGACUUCAUCUUCUACCAGAAUGGGGCCCUGGAGGGCAAGGUGCAGGCCACGGGCUACCCCAGCUCGUCCUUUCUCCACGGGGAUGGCCUGAGAUAUGGCAAUAGGCUUUGGGAGCACACCCUGGGUACCAUACACACCCACUUUGUCAACUAUAAGGUGGACUUGGAUGUUGGAGGGGUGAAAAACUCCCUCGUGGCCCAUGACAUGGCGUUUGAGAUGACACGGGCUCCCUGGAGCCCAGAGCAGCAGAUAGAGCGGCCACGACUCACCAAGAAAGUCCUGGACACAGAAGACCAGGCUGCCUUCCGGCUCCACUCCAAGAUGCCCAGAUACAUCUACUUCGCUGCCAACAGCAAAAACAAGUGGGGCCACCAGCGCGGCUACAGGAUCCAGAUCAGCAGCUUUGCAGGGGACCACAUCCCCGAGGCCAGUUCCAUGGAGAGGGCCAUCAGCUGGGCAAGGUACCAGCUGGCCGUCACCCGGAGGAAGGAGGAGGAGCCCACCAGCACCAGCAUCUACAACCAGAAUGACCCCUGGACGCCCACUGUGGCCUUUGCUGACUUCAUCAACAACGAGACCAUCACCAACGAGGACCUGGUUGCCUGGAUAACUGCUGGCUUCCUUCACAUUCCACACUCUGAGGAUAUUCCCAACACUGUGACUGUGGGAAACUCGGUCGGUUUUCUCCUGAGGCCCUACAACUACUAUGACAUGGACCCCUCGAUAUACUCCCACGAUGGUGUGUUUUUCACCAGCGAGCAGGACUUUACAGCAUGUAAAAUCAACCCUCUUGCCUGCUUGCCCAAAACUGCCUCUUGUUUGCCAAGCUUCCCCCCAUUCAGCUAUGAUGGUUUUCAAAAUAUGAGCAGGCUUUAAUGCUACAGGAUGGUGAGAUGUGGUCAUGGACACCAGGCUGACUGUUCUGUCUCCGAUUUUCAGCUUUUUAGUGAAGUUGUCUCAAUUUUCAGUUGUCCAGUGACUUCACAUUUUAUCACAGCUUUUGAAAUAGUGCUCUCAAAAAGGGAAACAUGAUUUUCCUAGUAUGAUGUGAGAUGGAAGUCUCUGUUAUUUGUUAAUUCCUGAAUUUGAGUCUAUUACCAGAGGAAAGUCAGGAGAGGAUCCUGUUCCUCUGCUGUAGAAGCAAGUGCUGUGUAGUGCAUAUCUCAGGUUAAAAUAAUGAAAAUGGUGCUGGUC